Molecule: messenger RNA, 2956 nt
Organism: Gambusia affinis (western mosquitofish)
Lineage: Eukaryota; Metazoa; Chordata; Actinopteri; Cyprinodontiformes; Poeciliidae
Gene: sntg2
Product: syntrophin, gamma 2
Exons: 19
Coding region: 340-1914 (524 amino acids)
Cellular component (GO): intracellular anatomical structure; dystrophin-associated glycoprotein complex
Molecular function (GO): protein binding; structural molecule activity
Source: RefSeq, a predicted model, not a curated record
UUAUCAGAGAUCACGGCGGAUGGAGUCCUGCGGUGCUGAGUCGCUGAUGAAGGCUUGAUUGACCCAGAUCGCUGGCGGCCAUCUUGUCUCCUGAUGUCGGUGAGAACAGGAUCGAUGAGAAGACAGGGACUCUGAUUGGACCUCCUGCAGCGAGCAGCCGUUGAACGGGUUAAUGCGCUCUGACGCAGGAUGGGUCAACAAGAGGCUGCGGGCCGCAGACCCAGCCUCCGCUUCCCGGAUCCGCGCCGAGCCUCCGGGCAUGCCGCCCCGCCGCGCCGCUGAUCGGGACGCCGGGCAGCAGCCGCCGCGCGGUUCACCGAGCUGAGGAAGCCCGGGGAGAUGAGCGGGACCGGGAGCCGGAGACCCGCCAGCCUCCCGGUGCCAACUCCGAGCCGAUCUGGAGUGGCGUUGCUGUGCAGCGGCGAGAACGGCGACAGCUUCGACGUCUGCCUGCGGCUGAGCAGAGACACUCUGACCAUCCAGAAGCUGGACGUGGUCUGCACCAACAGCUCUGAACCCAAAGCCAACCACAGAGCUGUAGUCCUGAGACGACAGGCGGCUGGCGGUCUAGGCCUCAGCAUCAAGGGCGGAGCGGAGCACAACGUUCCUGUCGUCAUUUCAAAGAUCUUCAAGGACCAAGUCGCCGAUCAGACGGGGAAACUGUUCGUCGGGGACGCCGUGCUGCAGGUUAACGGCAUUAACGUGGAGCAUUGCACCCACCAGGAAGUGGUUCACCUGCUGAGAACUGCGGGUGAUGAGGUCACCAUCACCGUCCGCUACCUGAGCGAAGUCCCGUCCUUCCUGAAGCUGCCGCUCGGUUCUCCUGGGCUGGACCAGAACCGGGUCUCCUCUCCGCUCUUUGACAGCGGCUUCCAUCUGAACGGGAACAACACGGCUCCGCCCCCUUCGCCCUCAGCUAAUGAGCCAAAGUACGAGAAGCGCUGGCUGGACGCCGUCUGCCUGCCGCUGCGGAUGGCCAGAGUCUCCAGACGACGAGCCGGGAGCGAUAAGCUGAGGUCCAACAGCUUCGAGCUGUUCUCCCCGGAUACGUCCAGCUGCAGCGUCCUGCAGUUCUGCUCGGCAGCAGAAAGUUUGGACUGGCUGCAGGCGAUCGCUGCGAACAUUGGCGAGCUGACGCAGGAGAGCAUUAAAAUGCUGAAUAAAUCAUCUUCUUCUGAUGAUCAGAUCGUCCACAUGGGCUGGGUGUGUGAGUCUCCAGAGAACAGCGCCCCCUGCAGGAGUUUAGCCUUCAGUUUCCUGGCACUGAGAGGGCCAUAUUUUUAUAUCUUCAGACGGCCGCCGGUCAGCGCCACCGACUGGGGAAAACCUGAAACUACAUACAACCUCUAUGAGGUUCUUUUCAAGGUUCAUAAGCUAUGGCUGGCUGAGGACUGCUGGCUGCAGGCGCGGCUCUUCCUGGGUCUGCAUGGUUCCCCGGAGCAGCCGGACGGCGACCCGCUCUGCUUCAGCAUCCUGGUGGGCCACGGCCAGAGCCACACCUUCAGGGUGGAGCUGGCCUCAGACCUGGCAACCUGGGACAAGUCCUUCCAGAGGGCCGUGUUCCUGGAGGUGCAACGAGUUGGGUCUAAAAGCUACAUGUGCAGCAGCCAGGGGAGCGUUCUCAGCUUCACGCUGGAUUUCGGAUCCGGGUUUAGCUGCUCAGACGUGACUUCAAAGGCUGUUCUGUGGAGAUACAAGUUCUCUCAGCUGAAAGGCUCAUCUGACGAUGGAAAAACCCGAGUCAAGCUACUCUUUAAGAACGCUGACAGCAACCAAAUAGAAAUGAAGGAACUGGAGUUUGCCAACCUGACGGCGGUCCUCCACUGCAUCCACUCCUUCAUCGCUGCCAAGGUGGCGUCCCUGGAGCCCGGCUUCCUGUGCAGCCAGAGCCUCGCCACGCACAUCAGCAGCUAGACUUCCUGUUCCUGUAGCUCACCAGACACGUUCCUGUUCCUGGAUGUUUUUCUAUAAACGUCUGUAAAGGUAGAUUAUCCUCACAUAGAUGGUUUUUAUCCAGACCGGAACAUGACAGAGAAUAUUUUCAGGUUGGGUCGGAGAGCACUUCCUGUUACAGCAGCGAGGGAUAAAGAUGCAGAAACAAAACUAAAUAUUGGGUCAUAUCAUGAAAUAUCUUAAUAAAAUUAUAACUAGCGAGCAAAUAAUAGAACAUUAAUAUUGAUUUGAUGCUGAUUCAUCAAUAAAAUUCAGACUUUUUAAGCUGCAGCUGCUUCUGGUCUAAUGUUGGUGAUUGUUACGUCAUAAACUAAUAACUCUGGUUUAUUAUUUCAUAAUACAUGAAUUAUUAACAUCUAACUGCAGGUUAUUACUACCACGUAAUGACAGUGUAAUAAUUGUCAUAAUAAAUAAUUUGAUUAAUAUUAGUAAACUAAAACCUGUAACAGGAAGUGGCUGCUUUAUUUAUUCUUUAGAUUAUAAAACAAACAUUUUAAUUGUUUUUCCAAACAUUUAGAUUAAUUCAUCAUAAAGACUAUAUCAGCUGAAAGAGUUUAUUUUACUGGAAGCAACAUGAUGCAGAGCAGAGCUGACGGGAACGCGCUGCCGCCGGUGCAGAGCUGUUUGAGUCUGGCAGCAGGCUGAAUAAAGCUGACUCUUUGUGUCGGGAUCAAACGUCGGCGGAGGAAAACAUCAGUUCCAGCCAAGAAGCCAGAAGGGUUCAAUUCUGGUCAUAUUUUCUGAAACAAUUCAUGUUGCUGAACUCCUGGGACUGAUUUGGGUCAGACGGAACCGGCUGGAUCCGCCUCAACUAGAACUCUCUGAAGAUUCUGCAUUUUGUUCUUCCUCUGGCUGGGAGACAAACGGGAAUCCGUCUCCAUUUCUUCCUGUUUGUGUUUUUAGCUGAAAUGUUUCCGUCUGAUUGGCCGAUCGAAGCGACUCUUUUUCUACUUUGUUCCAGAUUAUUUCACUGCAGAUUAUUAAACACUUUUGUAAGAAAUUC